Molecule: messenger RNA, 1371 nt
Organism: Microdochium trichocladiopsis
Lineage: Eukaryota; Fungi; Ascomycota; Sordariomycetes; Xylariales; Microdochiaceae
Exons: 3
Coding region: 1-1371 (456 amino acids)
Source: RefSeq, a predicted model, not a curated record
AUGCGCUUCACAACAGCAUGCGUUCUCCCUACGGUGGGCUUUGCCGUCUUGGCGAGUGCGGCGUGCGUACGCAAGAGCUCGUCGUCAGCGCAGAUCUACCCUACUGUCUCUGCGACCUCUGCAACCUCGUCGGAUAUCACUGCUAGCAGUCUCUCAUCCUCUAUCACCUCCAUCACGAGCUCGGCAGAUGUCACUGUCUCGAGCUCGACUCUGACCUCCAGCACCACAUCGAGUGUUCCGUACUGCAGCUCCGUCAGCUCGUACUUUGCAGCCGAUGGCGGUGCCGCGGCAGCCACUUCGUUCUGCUCCUCGUACCUGGGCAUGCCGCUGCAGACGGCGACCGUAACAGCGACAGCUACCACGCAGGUGACGUUGUCCGUGACAUCAGGCACGACCACACUGACCGAGACCACGACGGGAACUGCGGUGCCGGCCACUUCUACGAGCACGGUGUUUGUGACAGCGAUUUCUACAUCCACCAUUGUCACGACCGUCUCGGGGCCUUUCACCUCAAGCAUCACAUCAUGUGUGGCGCCAACGACCACGAUCACGAUCACAGCCGCGAAGAGGUUGGCUGCUACCUCGGCUUCGGGCGCGAUCGAUGACUACACGGGGACCGAGCUCUCAAAGGCCUGCGGCUGUUUCGGAUUUACCGAGUCCACGACUACCGUCACAGUCACGGCCACUGAUACCACGCAGACAGUCGCUACCAUGACCGUCCCCUUGAGCGAGACUGAGACUACCGCAAUCACCCCGGCCACAACCUACACCAACACAAUCACAAACACCAUGACGGUCGCGCUGGUGGCCACAACCAUACAAACCACCACAGUCUACACCACAACCACAUACGUCCUCGCCGUGCCCACAUUCAGCCUAAGGGCACGGUACACCGACACCGGGAGCGGGUCUCCGCGCACCGACCAGGCCAUCAUGAUGCCCUCCCCGUAUGGCCAAGCCCAGUUCUACCCCCUAGGCACGCCGCCCGGCAGCAUGAUCUCCCAGUUCCGCCAGCCGGCAGCCGGCGAAAUGGACUCAAUCGGCAGGACCAUCGACCCGGGAGCGCUCAUCGGCCUGGUGAGCGACGGCUCGGUGAGAUACCUCUACACCGAGAACACGGGCCUGCGCUUCACGGUGUAUGGAAAUACUAUCAGUCAGCCCUAUCACGGAGUUGUCUGCACCCUCAUCACCUUGCCGUCGUCGGCUGGGUUUGACGGCACAUGUCCCCUGACUUGCAAGGGCUGGGCCGGGACCACGAGCUUUGACUGGCUCGAGAAUCAGAGCCCAGCCGCAUCGCGGUGGAACAUUGCCGGAGACGGGACUGCCCAGCAGUAUGGUGGCAUCUUUGUCCCCUACGCUGUCUCGCCCUAG